Molecule: messenger RNA, 2185 nt
Organism: Arabidopsis thaliana (thale cress)
Lineage: Eukaryota; Viridiplantae; Streptophyta; Magnoliopsida; Brassicales; Brassicaceae
Gene: HGO
Product: homogentisate 1,2-dioxygenase
Exons: 10
Coding region: 56-1441 (461 amino acids)
Biological process (GO): L-phenylalanine catabolic process
Molecular function (GO): homogentisate 1,2-dioxygenase activity
Source: RefSeq, marked reviewed
GUAUCGAUCAUCGUCUCUCUCUUUAACAAGCUCCUCUCUCUGAUGUGAAGAAGCCAUGGAAGAGAAGAAGAAGGAGCUUGAAGAGUUGAAGUAUCAAUCAGGUUUUGGUAACCACUUCUCAUCGGAAGCAAUCGCCGGAGCUUUACCGUUAGAUCAGAACAGUCCUCUUCUUUGUCCUUACGGUCUUUACGCCGAACAGAUCUCCGGUACUUCUUUCACUUCUCCUCGCAAGCUCAAUCAAAGAAGUUGGUUGUACCGGGUUAAACCAUCGGUUACACAUGAACCGUUCAAGCCUCGUGUACCAGCUCAUAAGAAGCUUGUGAGUGAGUUUGAUGCAUCAAAUAGUCGUACGAAUCCGACUCAGCUUCGGUGGAGACCUGAGGAUAUUCCUGAUUCGGAGAUUGAUUUCGUUGAUGGGUUAUUUACCAUUUGUGGAGCUGGAAGCUCGUUUCUUCGCCAUGGCUUCGCUAUUCACAUGUAUGUGGCUAACACAGGAAUGAAAGACUCCGCAUUUUGCAACGCUGAUGGUGACUUCUUGUUAGUUCCUCAAACAGGAAGGCUAUGGAUUGAAACUGAGUGUGGAAGGCUUUUGGUAACUCCUGGUGAGAUUGCUGUUAUACCACAAGGUUUCCGUUUCUCCAUAGAUUUACCGGAUGGGAAGUCUCGUGGUUAUGUUGCUGAAAUCUAUGGGGCUCAUUUUCAGCUUCCUGAUCUUGGACCAAUAGGUGCUAAUGGUCUUGCUGCAUCAAGAGAUUUUCUUGCACCAACAGCAUGGUUUGAGGAUGGAUUGCGGCCUGAAUACACAAUUGUUCAGAAGUUUGGCGGUGAACUCUUUACUGCUAAACAAGAUUUCUCUCCAUUCAAUGUGGUUGCCUGGCAUGGCAAUUACGUGCCUUAUAAGUAUGACCUGAAGAAGUUCUGUCCAUACAACACUGUGCUUUUAGAUCAUGGAGAUCCAUCUAUAAAUACAGUCCUUACAGCACCAACUGAUAAACCUGGUGUGGCCUUGCUUGAUUUUGUCAUAUUUCCUCCUCGAUGGUUGGUUGCUGAGCAUACUUUUCGACCUCCUUACUAUCAUCGUAACUGCAUGAGUGAAUUUAUGGGCUUAAUCUACGGUGCAUACGAGGCGAAAGCUGAUGGAUUUCUCCCUGGCGGUGCAAGUCUUCAUAGCUGUAUGACACCUCAUGGUCCAGAUACUACCACGUACGAGGCGACAAUUGCUCGAGUAAAUGCAAUGGCUCCUUCUAAACUCACAGGUACGAUGGCUUUCAUGUUCGAAUCAGCAUUGAUCCCUAGAGUCUGUCAUUGGGCUCUGGAGUCUCCUUUCCUGGAUCACGACUACUACCAGUGUUGGAUUGGCCUCAAGUCUCAUUUCUCGCGCAUAAGCUUGGACAAGACAAAUGUUGAAUCAACAGAGAAAGAACCAGGAGCUUCGGAGUAAAGAACACAUAAUUCACCUGCACCACUUUCAAUACCCAAGCUGUACAGACUUUUCACCAUAUACUUGUAUAAGAAAGAAGCAUAUAACAAGUACAUAUGUAAUAAUAAGUAGAUUCAGGCCACAACAUCAGUCAGUUUCACUUUCAUCUUCAUGAUGCCUACUUGCACUAAGAUCUCUUUCUUCGAAUGUUCUACCUUCAAAACGGUCGCUUUUUUACCAAGAGAAGAAACAAACACCGAGCUACCGACUUCAGGAACCUUUUGAGCCGCAGCUUCUGUUAAUGCAGAAACAUGGUUCAGUUUCAAAGAUCAUAACCAGAUAGUAGCUAUCUUUUAAAGGGCUUAAGCUUAUUUCAAUACCAGGAAGUGGUCGUCUCUCUACCACAGAUGAUGAACGAAUUCCAUUAUCUUCAUCCUUCGUCGUUUUGACUUUUGUUUGGAGUUGCGUAGCUACCUUUGACUGAGAAGAUUUUCCAGCAGAUGAGCGAAACUGUUGCAAUGUUCUGCGAAGUGUAGAACGAGUCAUCGAACCAGCCUGAGUUAGUUCUUGUCUCAUUUUUCGUCUCUCUUUGGUGGAAUGAUCGUUAAUGUUCUUUUGUGCUGUGAGUAGAUUCUCAUGAAGCUCUCUUGAGAGCCUAAAACCAAAAAAUGAAAAACAUGAAUAGAAUGCUCAUAAGAGAGGUCAAGAUUUACUGCUGUUAUAUAGAAUCUCACCUUAUAUAAACACGUGACUCAUUCAAAAGUC